Molecule: messenger RNA, 6557 nt
Organism: Seminavis robusta
Lineage: Eukaryota; Bacillariophyta; Bacillariophyceae; Naviculales; Naviculaceae
Source: the annotation of a GenBank genome assembly
GCCUGCUUGUUGACCCUCCAUCCAGCAACCAACUGCCGCCGUUGGCCGUUGGCUCCCCAUGAACCUCAUGGAUGCUUUGACCCUAACCCACCUCUAAUAGCUACCAGCCAUGCAAGGAGCUACCGGAGCAACCUCGACGCGACUCUGGCCGGCUCCAGACAGCACCUAAGACGAUCAAGUUUAUUCCGCAAGUUAAAGUGGGAGAGCAAUCCACGAUAUCAGCGCAUGGCCUGAACCGAUACUACCAAACCUUAUUGGAGAAGCCAGAACCUCAUUAUUCUCACAACCCACAACAGAAUUAUUGAAGUCUCUAGAGUUACUAUGGUGAUCCGCACUCCAUCCUUAGUCGGCUGGCUGCUUUUUCUCAGCUGGUUGAACUUGUCUUUUGCUCAGCCCAUCAGCAGCAAUAAGAGUCCCUCUGGUCUUUCUUUCAAGCUUUACGACAAUGCUGCUCUGGCAUUUAGUCCUGCAGUGAGUGGGAUCACUCAAACAGCCAAUCUUUCCCUGGCUGCUCAUUCCUACUCAACUGAAACUGGCUGCUUUUUAUCAGGAGAGCUCUCUGGCACUGCCUUGUUUGGUGGUAGCACUGCUGCUGCAACAACAACAACUGCAGUGUACAAGUUUAGCUGUGACUUUACACACACAUCCUCUGGCUUUGUCUGGAUAGAUGGACACUUGGUGUGCUCUGAUGGAAACUCCUUUCGAGCUACAGAUACAGAUAAUCCUCUCCCCAUUGAUACCAGUAAACCCCAGCCCUUUCGAGCUAGAAUCACCACCAAUGACACUGCUUGCCAGCACAUUGCUUCCUUUCAACUCACUUGGAAAGAGCUUGCAAAAACACCAGCAUCAGACACAGAAGAACAACCAGAAGAAUAUCAAGCAUCCAAAGAAAUCGACUCGAACGAACCAUUCGAAAAAUCUUCUUCCAAAGUCACAUUUUCUCCUCACUUGCCACCGGCAGAAGCCCAACGAGAUGAGUUUCAAAAAACACUGGGAUACGGAUGGGGCGCUUGGCUACGACAUAAUAUGGUCAGUAUUGUCAAGUUGCCAGAAGGAAUCAUUGUUACGCCCAAACUAUGUCAGAUAUCGUCCAAUACCUGUCUCGAAUUUGCCAUUCCCGAUGACGACAAUAUUCGAGUUGGAUUGCACACAAUGGAUCGAUCCUACGUGUCCUAUCGCAUGGCAUUCCAAACUGCCAAUGUCACGGUCGAAUAUUCCGUUUCAUCAUCCGACAAUAGUCAACUGUACGUGCUCGUCACCUCGCAAGAGUUUCCACAAAACGAUCCCUUUGAUUACGAAAUACAAAUUCAUGGACGAUUUGGAUGGUAUCGACCUGGAACUGUGACCAAAACCAAGGAUACUACGCAAAACACGCCACAAUUGACGUUUGAAACUCCCGGGUUCGAUACCGUCAAUGUGACCUUGACCACGGAUGAUUGGGCAACAAUAAGAAAUAAUCACCAACAUAGCAAUCAACCGCUCGAUGACAACGAUGACGAUCAUGACAAUGCACCCUACCUGCGGGUCCUCAUAACGCAACCAUACCAACCCAUUGCCUUUGGUUCCAAUAUCAUGGACGCCACACCAACAAUUAAAGACGUGCAAACCAAAAUCAAAGCCGCCAAAGAUGCAGCUCAAGCCGCAUUACGUAAAAGGUUUGGAGACGACAAAUAUGCCGUGGCAGAAGCUGUGCUCUCAACCUCCAUGUGGUCAACUAUUUACAAUCCGGUUGAGAACAAUGGACUACUCAUGCCCAUCUCGAGGACGGAGUUUUGGGAUUUCCGAGGACAAUCGGGGGCUGCCACCACGGACUGGACAUAUAUCAUCUUUGAUUGGGACACCUUGUUUGCUUCCUUACUCGCCGGUUUGGGAAGCAAAGGAAUUGCUUACUCGAAUCUAUUCCAAGUUGUCAAAUCCAAAGCGGCCGCUGGAUUCAUACCCAAUAUUGCUGCUGGAGGGUUCAAAUCGCAGGAUCGGACAGAGCCCAUGAUUGGAGCCAAAGUUACACUGGAAUUGUACCGCAAAUACAAGGACAAAUGGCCUGUAGAAGUAGUUUUUGACGACCUGCUCGACUGGAACAACUGGUCACUAGCCAAGCGGAGUCUGCCGCCAUUGGGACUGAUUGCUCUGGGAAGUCACGAGGAAUCAUUUCAGCCAACAAUUCACAAUCGCGGUCAGUCCGCAGUGAGUACUAGCCAACGUCAACUUGGGACCUUAUUAAAGUCCAACAAUACUCAUACGAAACGAAAUGGAGCAAAGACGAGUCUGGGGGAUGACGGUAUGGCUAGUGCAAGGGACGAAUCCGGAAUGGACAACUCCCCGAUGUACGACGGAGAUUUCUGGAAUGACACUCUACAUGUCAUGAAUCUCUAUGAUGUAGGAAUGUCGUCGCUGUUUGCACAAGAAGCCUACAGUCUGGCAGAACUCGCAGAGGCGAUUGGCAAGGACCCCAAGCUCGUCCAAAUGCUACGUAAAAGAGGCGACACGAUUCGAGACAAGAUACAAACCGAACUUUGGGACGAGUCGCAACAGGCCUUUGUCAACCGCUUUACCAAUGGGACAUUUUAUCGUCGGGUCAGUCCCACUAGCUUUUACCCCAUGAUGGCUGGGGCGGCUACCCAAGAGCAGGUAGAGAGCAUGGUGGGUGCUUGGCUCUUGAACUCCUCCCGGUUUUGCAUUGCCCCAAAUGGUGAUUUUGAUGGAAACGACCCGAAAGGGUGCUACUGGGGACUGCCGAGUAUCAGUGCCGAUGAUCCCGCGUUUAUGGCAGGAGACAAUUAUUGGAGGGGUUAUGUUUGGGGACCUCUUGUGCAGCUGGUUCACUGGAGCCUGCAGUAUCCAGAAAGGCACUUGGCUCACCUCGAUGUCAAAGAUGGCAACGAGAAGAGGACAGCGAAAGGCAGCAUGGAAGAGCCCAACUGGGAUUUAGCCCGCAAGGCAUUGUGCAAGCAAAUGGAAGCCAUGAUGAUGAACCAGUGGAACCGACACCGUGACAUUUGUGAGAACUUUCACCCAUCAUUGGAGGGUGAUGGUGCCAAAGACUGUACAGGGACCAAGUUCUAUCACUGGGGAGCUUUGGCAGGAUUGGUUGGUCUGGUGGAAGAUGGUUAUUGGUAGUAAGGAGACAGAGAAUUCUAGCUAGCUAUAGAGAUCACAUCACAGGGCCUGGUAGUGUUCAAGUGUUUGAAGAGCAACUGCAAGAAGUGCAUGAUACAUAUACUGACUUCUAAAGGACCAAGGCUUUGUGAGGUGCCACCGACAGUGCCAUUGCACCGUUUCUCCGUCAAUGGUUACCAGUUCUCCCGCCCUACUGCUUUGCAUGUAUUCCGACUUUUGUCCUGGGUUGACUUAUGUUUUAUUUUUUUGGACCAUGAACCAAACAGUAUCCAUCAUUCAAGAGGGCCAUCAUUCAAGAGGGCCCUGUAGGGGACCAAUAUCCAACAUUGGGGGUCCAAAGGUCUCCAGUGCAAUAUCUGGCUAAGUUGCUACUAUAGCCACCCAGGCACUUCAUCUCAUCUAUCCUCACUGAAUUGUCUUGGAUCGCUGGCACAGGCAAUAUUCGAGGACUCGUGAUUUCACAAGCGUAGCAGCAGGAAGCCCUCAAGACCCGAAACCGAAUGAUGAAGCGAAUCCCAAGAUGAAAAGCAUGCAUGCUGCUUUUGCCUUCGCUGCUGAGGAGGCACACCCUAUUGCAGAACACAACAGAAUGAGAAGCGAAGGAGCGAACCUGAUUGUGCUGCUGUUGGUACGGAAUAAUUGAACUCUGCAAUCUUCAGUGGACUUCAGGUGCUGAGCACAGCACAGAUUGUCAUCAUCCGAUCUAGCUAGAUGCUCGAUCCCCACAACAUUCUCCAAGGAUCGCAGCUUCUGGCCCUAUCGUUACACCAUGCAUUCGUUGCAUCUGUCUUCUGCCCCGCGCUGGAUCCUUGCCAUUUUCAGUGCACUUCCGCUUUCUGAGUUUUCCCUGCUAGCUAGCUACCUGCUGAAGUCCCUGUCUGACGCCGCCUCGAGCUCUUCGUCGAUCAUCGUCAACGACGCGUUAAAGCGACUUUCUCCUGCAGAGUCGUCUCUCGCCGGUCCACCCCGACGUCGGGUUUGGCCACUGAUUCUGCUGUGCAGCUCGCUCAAUUCAGAGAGACGGGGAUCCCGAUCAAAUGGAGCCGACGGUAUACUUCCACGGAGCUCCAUCAGAUGCGUAGAGCCGGCCAUCGACAGGUCCUCCAUCAGAGCAGGUUUGCCAUCUCUGUCCCAAGUACCAGCCAUCCAAGUGUCUUGCAUCCCUAAAACCUCAAUCCUAGCCCCUCGCUGAUCCCGCUUGUAGACUCGUUUCAUCUGUACCGUUUUCUCACCCCUGUUUUGACACUUCAAACAAGUUUGCCAGAAUGUUGCCGCAAGACCCAAGAAGGCAAAACCAAAGCUGACCACCCAUAUUCCUAUAAUAGCGUGAAGUAGACGUGUUGGAUUAUGGCAUUCUUUGGCACGGAGUGCAACACCAGGAGAGCUCUUGCGUACCUGACAACUGGGAAAUGGUGAGACCCACUGCAUUAUCGUCCCCUCCUGGCAUGGUACAUCGACUGUUCGGUUUGUUUGCCAGCAGGCCAGCGUCAUAGACACCAUCAUUUUGAAGUUUCAAGAAAAAAGAGAUCAGCUGAGGCGACACGUUUUCGAAAACUGGCAUGCCUGUUUGAACCAUUUGCACUGGUUUCCCUACAAUCGUUUUGUUGCAGUGCAAUGCCUUUGACGCAAACACGUCCAGAUCCUCUUCGGGUGCAAUAGCUGCAUGGCAAUACUUCGGGUCUCGGUUAGCCCUCAAAGGAUCCAAGAAAUCAAAUACCCUUGCCCUGCUUUGGCAGGCUGAACAGGUGAACCCAGGCUCCCCGUCUCCGCCAAUUUCCGGGGGAUCCACCACAAACCUGUUCCGAUCCAGCGUUGGAAACACAUUCAACACGGAUUCCAUAUUCUUUCGCUCGCUGCAAAACCUGUAGCCCGCAGCGAUGGCAUCAUCUAGAUUGCUCACAACAACAUUCUCCACAUUGUGCGAAAGAAUGGCAGCGAGAUUGGCUGUGUACACCGCGACGAUUGUCAAUAUAAAGAAUGCAAUUCCCAACAAAUUGAGCAUGGCACCUAACGUCGAGACAGCAGGAUCAUAUGUUUGUUGCAUGACCGCCAAGAAGGCAACAUAGAUGGAUUUGAUGAUACUCAUGUAGAUUGGAAUUGGGAUCUUUUUGAUCAUGGAUUCCCCCGUUUUGUCAUUUGUCAUCAAGACCACUUCCUCGGUUGGAUAAGAGGAAGAGGCGCCCCUGCCACGUUCGUGCACCACCAUGAGAAUCCCAAGGAUUGGAAUGACGAAGGCGCAUAUAAAGAGCCAUGUGUGUGGUCUGUUGGUUUUGUCGUUUGGACAGGAAACAAUCAAGUGUGUGAGUGUGAGAGUAGGGGUACAAGAAACAAGCAAUUUGAACAUACGCAAACUACCAAAUAGGGUACCAGUAUGUUCUUACGUGAAUGGACUAAAGAUGGUCGCAAUGGAUCUAAAAAAGUAGUUCAGAUCUCUUCCAUUGUCUGCAUCACGGUUCACAAUCAGGUAGAUUCCCACGCUCCCCAGUGUCAACCAGUCUGUACUUGCUGCUCUUCGCUCUGUAAUGGUAUACUGUGCGACGCACAUGUCCAGGUAGCCGAGCGACGCUGCAUAAACACAAAAAUCAAAGUUCGACUCGGACUCAAAGUACUCUACUGAAUGCACCCACAAGGUCGGUGGUGGCGGUGUGAUUUCCAUCUGAAACCGCCCAAUUCUGGCCGCUUGAAUGACAAAAUCCACUACCGGCCCAGACCAGUUGUCGAUCGGUCCUUGGUAGUGUUGCUUGUCCUUGUUGUAAGCUCCCAACCAACCCCCACUGUUGGAAUUGAAGCCAACUUUGAAUAUCUGUCCCUCCAAUGCUUUGAAUCUUUGCACAUGGGUAAAAAUAUCCAUGUGGCCACAUGUGGCGUAGGAAUAGUGCCGAUUGCUGUGGGCAAAGGCGCUGCUUCGACGACUGGCCAGUGUGCAAUUGAGAGGAUCCACAAAGCACCAGCUUCGACUACACCAGCUCAUAUCACAACCAAAUGGCGAAGGAACCAUGUGCUUGGCUCUGUCACAGUAGUUGCUCUCUUCCAAGCAAAGCGGUGUCUUGACAUCGUGGGCACCGCAUCCAACACCAUACGUAGGCGAGUCGAACAAUUUGCCCAAGUGAUUUUCCAGGUUGGGAUUGGCAAGAUCUCGAUCGUCAACAGUGAGGGGAAGGGCAGGCAGGCAAGGACACAGCGGGCUGCCUUCCCGAAAGCCCACGGGGGGUAUUUCCUUGGACAGCUCUUCUUCUUCCACUUGAGCCACAACGGCAACAAGGAGAAAGAACAGCAGAAAGUUGGUAGCGAGAAAAACGUUCCUGCAUCCCAGCGGCGGAUACCCCUUUUCGCUCCGCCAUCUUUGCUUCAUUCCUACCCUAUCUUGCCUCGUCUGUCGGGUGAUGCUUUGGCGACAGUUGAGGCGCGAUGGAUGUGGAUGAAGCUGUUUUGGAUGCCUU